AUGAUUAAUAUCUGGCAAGUCUUUGCUGAUGGAGUUAAUCAGGACAUGGUUGUACUUAUGGCUGCAAGGGCAUCAAGGCUAGAGAACCAAGAUGCAAUUGAUUGUGAUCAGCUUGCAAUUACUAAGGAAACAGGAAGGCGUCUUGGAAUGGGCUCUAACAUGUAUCCUUCUUCAUCGCUGCUAGGAGAAAGCAAAGAUAAUUUUGCUUCUGUUCCCGUCGAUGAUCUUAUAGAAAAUGCAGAUGGUUUUGCUGGUGUCUUUCCUGAGCACAAAUAUGAGAUUGUGAAGAGGUUACAAGCUAGAAAGCACAUUUGUGGGAUGAUUAGUGAUGGAGUGAAUGAUGCACCAGCUUUGAAGAUAGCAGACAUAGGUAUCGCUGUAGCAGAUGCAACAGAUGCUGCAAGAAGUGCCUCUAAUACAGUUCUAACAGAACCUGGGUUGAGUGUGAUCAUAAGUGCUGUUUUAACUAGCCGUGCAAUUUUCCAAAGAAUGAAAAACUACACAAUAUAUGAUGUAUCUAUCACCAUCCGUAUUGUGGUUGGCUUUAUGUUACUCACAUGCAUUUGGGAAUUUAACUUUCCUCCCUUUAUGGUUCUUGUCAUAGCCAUUCUCAACGAUGGUAUUACUAUCUGCUCUCAAAUACCAUAUUUAAAAUGCAUUAUUUGGAGGUAUUCUCUAUAGUUAUAGUAACAUUAG
Arachis ipaensis is the source of this 696-nucleotide messenger RNA. NCBI's taxonomy places the organism in Eukaryota, Viridiplantae, Streptophyta, Magnoliopsida, Fabales, Fabaceae. The record is from RefSeq and is a predicted model, not a curated record.